GAGAGCAGAGCUGGCACACAUGCUGCUGGUGUAAAAACAGCACAGAAUUUGCUUGAGCUGGGCUGCUGGUAGACAAAACGGAUUCUGACAUCUGAAGAGAGUGAUUUUGCCUUUCUCACAGAUGUACCUACCUCGGAGUAGCUCCCGGGAGCGCAACUGCGUGGAAAAGCAGCGCGUCGGAGUACAAAUUAUGUCACGCAGCCCAAUGACUGCAGACGAUCCCGGCUCGGCGCUCGCCUGGAGAUAUAAAGCUGGCUGAAGGAGCAAAAGUAGCGGCGAGCUGAGCGGGAGAGAAGCACAUUGCGGGAGGCAGGAGCAUCCUCCCGCUCCUGCGUGUGCCGUGUUUGCAGCCGGGGCCGGGCGAGGCGAGCGCGGCUCUGCCGGCGCACGGGGCGCGCUCUGCUCCGCCAGUGAGCUGCUCCGGAACCGGAGGAGCAGAGAGCGGCGUUCCGGAGAUGUUGUCCUGUUUAGUCUGGCUCGCCCUCCCCGACCUGGUUAACGCCUUUGUGACCUCAGGAAAGGUGCCCCUCAAUGGGAGCCUGGAGAAGACUUUUGUAGUCCCGAACAUGUCGGGUUUCUUUCCCUGGGACAAUGACAGCCUGGCCGACUGGCAGCGCUUUGUGGACAGGAGGCGGUCCGGAGCGGAGUCGCAGAGCAGCACGGUGAAAGCCCUGCUCAUCGCCGCGUACUCCUUCAUCAUCGUCUUCUCCCUCUUCGGCAAUGUCCUGGUCUGCCACGUUGUCAUCAAGACGAAGCGUGUGCAUUCUGCCACCAGCCUGUUCAUCGUGAACCUGGCCGUAGCCGAUAUCAUGAUCACGCUCCUCAACACACCUUUCACGCUGGCUCGUUUUGUGAACAGUACCUGGAUCUUUGGGAAGGGGAUGUGCCAUGUCAGUAGGUUUGCGCAGUACUGCUCCCUCCAUGUCUCUGCCUUGACCCUUACAGCCAUUGCUGUGGACAGGCACCAGGUUAUAAUGCACCCCCUGAAACCUCGCAUAUCUACUGGAAAAGGAGUUAUCUACAUCUCUGUAAUCUGGAUCAUGGCAACUUGUUUUUCCCUACCACAUGCUAUCUACCAAAAGCUCUUUAUCUUUGAAUACAGUGAGGAUGUUACCCGCUGCCUGUGUCUGCCAGAUUUCCCCGAGCCUGCUGACCUCUUUUGGAAGUACCUUGAUUUAACAACCUUCAUUUUGCUCUAUGUCCUGCCCCUUCUGAUCAUCUCUGCUGCCUACGUGACAGUGGCAAAGAAGCUCUGGCUGCGCAAUGUCAUCGGGGACGUCACCACCGAGCAGUACGUCGUCCUUCGCAGAAAGAACAAGAAGACCAUCAAGAUGCUGAUGCUCGUUGUCGUCCUCUUCGCAGUCUGCUGGUUCCCUUUGAAUUGCUACGUCGUCCUCCUCUCCAGCCAGACCAUCCACACCAACAAUGCCCUGUACUUCGCCUUCCACUGGCUUGCAAUGAGCAGCACCUGCUACAACCCCUUCAUCUACUGCUGGCUCAAUGACAGCUUCCGAUCGGAACUAAAGGCUUUGCUCAACAUGUGCAGAAAGCCCCCCAGGCCCACAGAACAGAGGCUUCCCUCCACGGUCCCAUCCUACCGACUGGCUUGGCCAGAAAAUGGCAACUUCAAGAGGUUGCAGGCCUCCCAUGUCUUUCCACCACCCUCCACCAUCCAGUCAGGAAAGACAGACAUCUCUGCAGUUGAGCCAAUAGUAGCUGUGAGCUAAACGGUGACCUUGGACUGCACAUAGAUUUGGCUAGAGCUAAAAUCAUGGGAAGAUGUGGAGCCCUGGCCACACAACAGGUGAUAAAACCACGAAGGAGGUUCUGCAGGAGGCAGUGUGAAAGAGCUGCAUGUCUGAUGCAGGCUGAUGACAAUGGUGUGGAGACCCUAGAGGGGAGAAAGUAAACUCUUCCCAGGAAAGAACUUCUGUCUUUGUCAAGGUGACUAUGGACUGGCUCACAGGAUGGGAUUCUCUGCAUGUGUGUUGCUGUUACCUGCAUGACUAAGCCUUUUUAGAACUAGCACGGUGUGUGUGUUUUGCUGGUACUUAAACAACAGUCUCAUCAUAUCAGAUCUCCCUUCUCCUUUUCUGAGUCUCCUUGUAGCAGCAUGGAAAUGGCUGACAUGUAGACCUUUAGGUCACUAUAUGAAUAGGAAAGCAUCUUUUCUGAACUGAGGUCUGAAAAGUCAAGACCUGUUCAGAAGGAAUGAACAGAUCUAUUCCUUUUUUUCUUUUUUUUUUUUUUUUUGGUGUAAAUACACUUAGAGAAGGGGAGGAGAUGAUAGACAUUGAUAAACGGGAGUCUGUUACACCACAGGCACUUUUUCUCAGCUAGAUUUGAAGAAGAGUGGAUGCCUGUUCUUCAAGUAAGUAGAUGGCUUUUCUUCAAAUAGAUAACUAAACCCAAAAAACAUACAAAAAGUUGGACAUGUCAUUCACAGUUAGCCAAUGGAUAACUAAGUGCUACUGUGGAAUUGGACUAGAACCAAUUCCAUUGUCAAGUUGCAGCUAAAGGAUCACACAGCUUGACUUUUAAACUUGCCUUUGGAUGUUGCUCUCUUACCCUGUAAAGCACCAGUGUACUUGUCACUUCAGGCAUUUGGUACAUUUCAUCCUAACAAAAAGUUAGUUCUCUGGAAUCAGUUCAUAAAUGAACUGCCUUGAGAGAAGAGAUGAUAUCUCUGAUAGCAGAUAAUAAAAAUGGAACAUCUGUCUGCAACUUAUCCUCUGGUGAUUGUACAAUUUAAGGAUAGCUGAGAUGUGUCCUAUUUGGAGUGGCUAUUUGGAGUGGCUAAGAAAAUUCAGUACUGCAAGUGUGUGAAGUAGAUUUUAGAACUUAAUGUUUUUAGGAGAAGAAAAUAUGGAUUUUAAUAACAAAAAAAAAAAUGGUGUUCCCAAACCUGCACCUUAUAUUGCACAGAAAAUAAUACCUCCUUGUGUUGUGGAAAUUAGCUUGAACAUCACACUUGAGUGCCCCCAUUCCACAUUUGACUUGUAGCAUUCGGCAGUGAAGUGAGAAAAAUCUUAUUAUAAAUGAAAAAAAAAAAAAACGGUGAAGCUGUUUUUCUCAGUGUCCCGUAAUAAACUUACAGUUCUGAAAUAAUUUUAAGCCUUGUGCAGGGUUUUCACACCUCAGUGUUUAAAGAGACUGAAAUAUCUACCACUCCUUGCAGGUAAUCUGCCCUUGCACAAGUGGUUAUCAGUCUCCCACUGUGAAUCCAGUGCUGUUUUACUGCCCUUUAAUUCCUCUGGAGCCAGAAUAUUUUGUAUCACUGCUCAGCAGUCAAAUCUUUCUUCCUGCCUUCUUUGACCCCCUACAGCAAAUCUCAUUUCCUCCCUCAACACUUGCAACA
Molecule: messenger RNA, 3358 nt
Organism: Prinia subflava (tawny-flanked prinia)
Lineage: Eukaryota; Metazoa; Chordata; Aves; Passeriformes; Cisticolidae
Gene: GPR83
Product: G protein-coupled receptor 83
Exons: 4
Coding region: 456-1727 (423 amino acids)
Biological process (GO): neuropeptide signaling pathway
Cellular component (GO): plasma membrane
Molecular function (GO): neuropeptide Y receptor activity
Source: RefSeq, a predicted model, not a curated record